Messenger RNA from Octodon degus (degu), 2001 nucleotides. RefSeq names its product zinc finger protein 599 (gene Znf599). Gene Ontology annotation, biological process: regulation of DNA-templated transcription. The transcript is spliced from 4 exons. Bases 316 to 1917 code for a protein of 533 amino acids. The record is from RefSeq and is a predicted model, not a curated record. Lineage: Eukaryota; Metazoa; Chordata; Mammalia; Rodentia; Octodontidae.
AGCCGCUUCUCAACCCUUUUGAGCCCAAGUAGACGAGGACAGGGAGGACAAUAGGACCCACUUGCACCUAUUGUGUGAACCGAGACCCCGACCUGUGCACCCUCCCGACCAAAGUGGCCCGCCGAGCGCUUUGGGGACCUCCGCAUCGGCCUUGUGCCCACACAUCUGCAGGCGGUGGCUUGAGCCUUGUGUGCAUUUACUCAGCUGACGCUUGGAGGGUCCACGUUGCCCAAGACUGGAGCGAGGGGUUCGCUGAGGCCGCCACACCGGCUCUGGUCGCCCCCCACUCUCAGCCUUCUCAGCCCUCUGCAUCCCAUGGCAGCGCCUGCACUGGCACUGGUGUCAUUUGAAGAUGUGGCUGUGACAUUCACUGGGGAAGAAUGGAGAUAUCUGGACCUGGCCCAGAGAACCCUGUACAAGGAAGUGAUGUUGGAGACCUGUGAGCUCUUAGUCUCACUCGCAGGGCAUCCUGUUCCAAAAGCAGAGCUGAUGUAUCUACUGGAGUGUGGACAGGGACCAUGGAUGAUGAAGAGAGGGCUCUUGCAACGCACCUGUACAGGUCGGAAAGCAAAACUUGAUACAAGAGAGCCCACCGAUUCUCAGCUGGCCCUCUCCAAGGAAUUCUCUUACCAAGAACAACUUAUACAGAGAUCCUCGAGAGAUUUCAGGUUGGGGCAAGUUAUGCAUGAGGAGAGACUAUUAGAAAUGCAAGAAGGGAACUUGAGGCCAGGAACAAACCUCUCCAAGAAGACAUGCUCUGGAAAGCUGAGCCAUAAACAUGAUAAUUUGAAGACAGGUGAUAACCUAUGUUUAAGAGUUUUACAGGAACAAGUCAUUGUGCAAGAUGUUAUCCAUGAACAGGACUCCAAAAAGCCUAGAAAAGGACAUGUGAUUAAAGCAAGGAACAAGUUCUAUAAAUGCAAAGAAUGUGGAAAAGGCUUUAGCAAGAAUUGGGCCCUUACUCAGCAUCAACAAAUUCAUACUGGCAUGAAGCCCUAUGAAUGUAAUGAAUGUGGGAAAGCCUUCAAACGCAGGUCUCAUCUCAUAGAGCACCAGCAUAUACACAGUCGAGAAAAGCCAUUUUUGUGCAAAGAAUGUGGGAAAGCGUUUUACUAUAGCUCUUCAUUUGCUCAACACAUGAGAAUUCACACUGGAAAAAAAUUAUACGAGUGCACUGAUUGUGGAAAGGCUUUUACUCAUCGCUCCACUUUUGUUCACCAUAAUAUGACUCACACUGGAGAAAAACCCUUUAUAUGCAAAGAAUGUGGAAAAGCCUUUUGUCUCAAUUCCUCCUUCACUCAACAUAUGAGGAUUCACACUGGGGAAAAGCCCUAUGAAUGCAGUGAAUGUGCAAGGGCAUUUGCUCAUCGCUCUACUUUCAUUAGGCAUAAGAGAACCCAUAAUGGAGAAAAACCCUUUGAGUGCAAAGAGUGUGGGAAGGCCUUUUGUGACAGUUCUUCCUUAAUUCGGCAUAUGAGGAUUCACACUGGUGAGAAGCCCUAUGAAUGCAAUGAAUGUGGAAAGGCCUUUACACAGCACUCUGCUUUUAUCCGACAUAAUAGGACCCACAGUGGAAUAAAACCUUUAAAGUGUAAAGAAUGUGAAAAAGCCUUUUAUUAUAGUUCUUCCUUCAUUCGACACAUGAGAAGUCACGCUGGAGAAAAGCCCUAUGUUUGCAAAGAAUGUGGAAAAGCCUUUACCCAACCUUCAAAUUUUGUUCGGCAUUAUAGAAUCCACACUGGAGAAAAACCCUUUGAGUGCAAAGAAUGUGGGAAGGCCUUUUGUGACAAUUUUGCCUUAACUCAGCACAUGAGAACACACACUGGUGAGAAACCUUUUGAAUGCAAUGAAUGUGGAAAGACCUUCAGACACAGUUCAUCCUUCACUCUUCAUCGCAAGAUUCAUAGUAGAGUUUAAAAGGUAUUGAAAGACCAGCUGGGUAUGGUAACACAUGGUUAUAAUCUCAGCACUCAGGAAGCUGAGGCAGGAGGAUCACUGCAA